Molecule: messenger RNA, 1185 nt
Organism: Triticum aestivum (bread wheat)
Lineage: Eukaryota; Viridiplantae; Streptophyta; Magnoliopsida; Poales; Poaceae
Exons: 4
Coding region: 89-781 (230 amino acids)
Source: RefSeq, a predicted model, not a curated record
CAGCGAAGCGCGAGUGCGAGCGGGCAGCAGGGAAGCGAAAGAAAAAUGAGAAGUGAGCGGGCAGCCACAGAAGAAAGAGAAAAGAAAAAUGAGAAGUGAGCGGGCAGCCAGAGAAAAAGAGAAGCGACCGGGCGUCUUCCCUGUGACCCUCGUCCCCUCUUGCCGUCGCCGGCUCCUCUCCUCUCCCCGCGCCUCGUCCGCCUCCUCUCCUCCCUCUUCCCUGUCUCCUCACCCGCACCGCCAACUCCUUCUCUCUCCUUGCCCCAGCCGUCUCUCUCCUCCCGCGCGCCGUCAGCUCCGAAUCUGGAGGAAGAGGAGAGAUGCUGGAUUUGGAGGAAGAGGAGAGAUGCGGGAUCUGGAGGAGGAAGAGGAGAUCCGGGCGUCCCGGCGGUGGCUCGACCAAUGCAAGCUGACCUCCUCAUCUCCGACGCGGCCUCUAACCACAUUCUCGACGACGACGCGUUGCUCAUCCCCGCCGGCUUCGAUCUCGUUAUCACGCGUGCCCAUCAAGUUCGUGGACGGCCGCGGGGACGCAUCGGCUCCUUGUGAGGACAAAGCUGAGGACCAGCAUGGUUGUGGGCGCAGUGACCGAGGCGAUGGCAUUGCGUCAUUUUUGCCUCCAUUUCAUUAUUUUUAUGAUCCAGAUAAGGCUGUUCGUCCUGGUUUGGAGGCAGAUGGUGCCAAGGUAGCUCAAAGUUCCGAGAAAAGGUGGUUGCGAAUCUCAGGCUUUGCAUGUCCGUCUAUGACAUCCUUGCCGUCAAAGGCAGAUUCAUCUUUCUAGUAUAGGGCUGCUCGACGUAUAAAGUAAUUUGUGCCAUCAUCUCUGCCAUCCAUUUAUCUUUGCUAAGGAAUGUGAGAUGUUACUACUUACUAAUUUUGUAUGUUGUUUAGUAUUCCACUGGUUGCAUGGUGGAUGUUUUUUGCUGUUAGUUUCUUUAUAUGCUAGCGAAGCUCGAGUUCAAUAGUUCUUGUCAUUACGUAUUUGUUAUUCACCCCCGUACUGAAUUUCUUUAAAAUACAUUGGUUCCGGUCUUGACUAUGGGCUGUUUUGCCAUGCUUACAUCAGAGCUCAAAAGUAGAUGUCAUCAACAAGUAGGUGAUACCUGUCUGUCCGAUUUAGCAUUUUCGAAUUGCUCACAACAUUUCUUUCAGCAUGUCAAUGAAAAUGGCACCUUCCCGUUCUGA